Messenger RNA from Astyanax mexicanus (Mexican tetra), 4088 nucleotides. It is a transcript of the gene tmem266, whose product is annotated as transmembrane protein 266. The transcript is spliced from 12 exons. Gene Ontology annotation, cellular component: plasma membrane. The record is from RefSeq and is a predicted model, not a curated record. The coding region runs from base 1454 to 3088 and encodes 544 amino acids. NCBI's taxonomy places the organism in Eukaryota, Metazoa, Chordata, Actinopteri, Characiformes, Acestrorhamphidae. Gene Ontology annotation, molecular function: voltage-gated channel activity.
AGAAUGAAUUUGUCCUUCUGGACCUUCUCUCGCUAGCUAGAUACAUGUCUGCUGCAAAUAUAGCUAGUUGUAGAUGCCAUCAGGAUCCAAAGGAGUCCAAAGAGAGCCAUCCAGUCUGUUGAUAGUUUGAUAGCUAGUUAAUUACAUCUUUAAGCCACACAGUAAAUCUGCCAGUGUUAGCACUGAGAGUAUUGACAGUUACAGUGUUAGUUUAACACUAGCUAAUUAAUUCAGGCUUUUAUCUUUGUUUUUUGUUUAUCUUAUUUGUUGUGCAUCCCCCCACACAACCGCAUAUUUGAGCACAUUUGUGAGAAAUUCUCAAUGCCACUCAAAGGCAAGUAGUGCAGAGUUGUUUUCCCCUACGGUGUGGGCGUGGCCUAAAGGCGCUCCGUCUCUUCUAUUGGCAUGGCGAAGGGCACUCCGUCACGUUUUUCUGCCCCCCUCCACUGGAAGUGAGCACGAGAAGUGGGAGCUAGAAAUGACCGCGGCGGGCAGCUAGCCUUCUAUAGGUAGCCUCUUCGCGUUUGGGUCCACGGUGAGGUGAGCUCUGAUCGAUGGGCCUUGUGGAGGUUAUCCCGGGGAUACAGCUCAUCAGGCAAGGAGGAGAGGAGCCAGCGGGCACGCGUAACCGAGCUUGACGUAGUGAAAGGCGCCGAGGGGGGCUUGACUCGACGACGCUGGCGCAUGCGAGGACGGUGGACGGCGCGUGUGCCGUGAGCAGGGGGAGUCAGUCCAGCGCUGGGCGGAUGGACGCGUGGUGAUUUCAGCACCUGGACAGCUCCUUGACCUGGCGCUGCAUGGAGUCCCUGCAUGGCGUGACGGGAGCGGUAUAGGGGAAGCCCCCCUCAGUGAGUGAGAGAGCGAGCGAGCCGUGUGCACAGUGCCAGUGCCCUCCUCCUCCUCCACCUCCUCCAGCCUCAGCCAUGCUCGACCCCUCGCGGCUCCUGCACGAACGAUGAGCGCCUCACAGCUGGAGCUUCUUCUCCAUCCUUUAAAUCAGACUAAGAAGAAGGAGCAGCAGAGGAGGAACGGAUGCUCUGCACGAGUGAAGCAGCCCAGGCUAGCAGCCCUGAGCUCAUCGGCUAGGGAGACAUUAUCAUUAUCAUCUCCACCACCAUCAACAUCAUCCUCAUUAACAUCACUAUCACCACUGUUAUCAUCAUCACUGUUAUUACCAUCAUUACUAUCAUCACUAUCUUCAUCAUCAUCACGAGGAGAGCGAAAGAGACACGAUUGAUUAAACUUCCAACAAUGUAAAUAACCCCCCACCCACCAAAACAAGAAGAGGUAUGGCAGUGUUGUUCUAAUGUUUGGGAUCUUCAUGAGCAGUCAGCGUCACUUGUCGAAAUGGACUUUGAUGUUUGGUGUGAGUAAGAUCUCCAUUCACAACAACUAGAAGCUUGAAUUUUGGAGAUUUUACAGUGGAAGUCUACUGUCUACUGCAGCUUUCACCAUGAGCCACCCACAGCCCUCUCAGCCAGCCGCAGCGCCCGACCUGGAAGUGAUCUCCCAGCAGGUGGAGGACGAGGGCCAGUGUAUGGCUCCGGUGCAGCUGGUCAGCUUCGCUUACAGGGAUCUGCCUCUAGCCGCUCUGGACAUCUCACUGGCCGGUUCUCAGCUCAUCUCCAACCUGGACGAGGAAGAUAAUAGAGAAGGGUCCAACUGGCUGAAGCCAUGUUGUGGGCGGAGGGCAGCGCUGUGGCAGGUGUGUUUAUUGAGUGCGGGCUUUAACUGCUUCCUGGUGGCCUGUGUUAUCCUGGUGGUGGUCUUGCUAAGCCUGGAGCUGCUUAUCGACACCAAGCUGCUGCAGUUUACCAAUGCGUUCCAGUUUGCUGGCAUCAUCCACUGGAUCAGCCUGGUCAUUCUCUCAGUGUUCUUCACUGAGACUGUCUUCAGAAUUGUGGUGCUGGGGAUAUGGGAUUACAUAGAGAACAAAGUUGAGGUCUUUGACGGUGCUGUGAUUGUGCUCUCUUUGGCCCCGAUGGUCGCCUCCACCGUAGCUAAUGGACCUAGCAGCCCAUGGGACGCCAUCAGCCUCAUCAUCACCCUACGUAUCUGGAGGGUCAAGAGAAUUAUUGACGCAUAUGUGCUGCAGGUGAAGGUGGAGAUGGAGCUGGAGCUACAGCAGUAUGAAAAGGCUAAAGCUGUGCGGGAGGAGCAGCUAGAGAGACUCACCCAAAUCUGCCAAGAGCAGGCGUUUGAGAUCAGGCAGUUGCGGGCUCAUCUAGCCCAGCAGGAUUUGGAUCUGGCUGCAGAACGGGAGGCUGCUAUGCAGAUUCACCAUGUAUGGGGCAAGCAGAGCAGUACCUUCCAGGAAGUGGACGGCCUGGGGCCCGCAGGAUCUGAUAAUGAAGCCAGAGCCAAUAACAGAGAGCCAGGAGCUCCAACAGAGAACAUUGUUCAAGAUGACAUGAACAAUUACAUCAGCCAGUAUUACAGUGAGCCAAGUAGUGAUAUUGGGGUUCCAGACCCGGGUGCACGCAUCAUAACCACCGCAGCCAUAGACGUGCACCUGCCCACGAACCCCAGCCAGCUGCCCCCGUCCCUGGUAAGUGCAGAUGGGCCAGGGAGCCAUCUGGAGCGCACAGGUAGCUGUGUGAGCGAAGCCUCGGCCACCACGGUGUCUCGAUCCAGCUGCAGCUUCACGGCUCGACAACACAGCAUCAGCAGCCAGACACUUGGCUCUAGUAGUGACUGCAGUUCCACGGUGCGUGAGGCCUCCACAUCAGACUACAGCGGCCGUCGCUGCUGCCCACCGCCAUACUGCAGCCCUCUGGCCUUGGGCACACAAGACCCCAGCGCCGUGGUCAAGGAGCUGCUCUCUUCCCUAUCUGAGGACUCCUGCCUGGCCCAGAAGGGCCGUGUGAACCCGGUCAACCUGAAGCUGCCCAGCCCAGCUGGCUCAGUCAAGGCCAGUCCAGAGCUGGAGCACAGGGUGAACAUUUACAAUAAAAGAAACCAGGAGAGUCUGGGUGUGUUCCAGACCAGACCGCUCAUUCACUUGCAGGGGACAGAGCCUUUACUAGACGAGAAGUACAGACUGAUGGAGCCUGCAGAUGCUCCACUAAACCGUGUGCCGGACACGUAGAACAAGAAAUCUCAGUAAAGUGGCCACCAGCACCAGCUGAAGCAGCCUCGAUCUCUCUCUCUAUUUCGCUCUCCUAUUCUCUUUCUACAUCUCUCUCUCAGCCAGCACUAUUGACUCAGACCCUCCCACAGGCUUCAUGCUCUCUCAGAGUGGCUAACUGAGUGACACACCAAGGACUUUGCUCUCAGUUACCUUUUCAAGAGGGGUUUCCCCACUUAGGGCAAGGAGUUCUUGGCACACAAACCCUUUCUUUCUCUUUCUUUCUCCUCCACUCAAGCAAAAGCACUUGAACUCUGAGUGUCACUCCUGCCAAAAUUGCACAACCUUCCAGAGCCCAGGGAGAGGCACUUUGGGAGCCAUCACUGGAACAUUUAUCAGGAAUUUCCUACUUCAGUGUUUGUCCGUGUUGGGUGUCCGUUAAGAAACCAGCAGUGGGACACACACAAACGCACUCGAGCUAUCAGACAGCAGUGCAGUGUUGGUAAAAAAAAAAAAAAAAAAAGUCUGGGAAGACUUGUGAUUCUCCAUGCGUUCUUAUUUCAGGUUUUGGGUGGGGCAAAGAGUUUUUAUCUCUUUCGUUUGUACGAAUAAUAACACAAUGUACAGUCCUACUGAUCCGACUGCUGCAGGGUUACAUUUGAUCUGUUCAAAUGUGUCAAGCUGUGUUACUCAGCCAAAUUUCUUACCUUUGCCUUUCUUACUGAUGCUAACGUUUGUAUUCAAUUCUUCUACGACAGAAAAAAAAAUGCUAAACUCAAGUAUUUUUAAACCUGCUGAUAAUUUCAUGGACGAGAAAUACAGGAAUAUAGCAUUAGAGAGUUUUUAUGAGAAAUGAUGAGAGAAUGUGGUCAUAACCCCUAACCUUAACCCCAUCCUUACAGCAUGAGCCUUUGAAAAGAUCUCUGCUUUUUGAUUGAGGCUAACUAAUCCUGUGUUGUUAAGGCAUUUUAUAAACUGAUAAUGAGAGAAAUUGUCAAGCAAAUAAAAGUUGGAAAAAUCA